This is a messenger RNA of Pyrgilauda ruficollis (rufous-necked snowfinch), 433 nucleotides long. RefSeq names its product trefoil factor 2-like. The record is from RefSeq and is a predicted model, not a curated record. The transcript is spliced from 4 exons. Gene Ontology annotation, biological process: maintenance of gastrointestinal epithelium. The coding region runs from base 1 to 387 and encodes 128 amino acids. Lineage: Eukaryota; Metazoa; Chordata; Aves; Passeriformes; Passeridae.
AUGGAUCUCAAGGUGCUCUGUGCACUCUCCAUCACCCUCAUCAUAGCCCUCAGCAGCCUGGCAGAGGGAGUUGCACCUCCAACAAAAUGCCAGUGUAAAGUGGUUCCCAAGGAGAGGACAAACUGUGGCUACCCAGGGAUCUCAGCAGCAGAGUGCAAGAAAAUUGGGUGCUGCUUCAACGCCUCAGUCCCCAGCGUCCCCUGGUGCUACAAUCCUAAGCCAAAGAAAGUGAAGAAAGUGUGUCCCAACGAUCCCUACACCAGGAUAAACUGUGGCCACCCUGGCAUCAAGCCCAGGGAGUGCACAAGGAAGGGCUGCUGCUUCAGGGCACACCCCGCCGGCGUGCCCUGGUGCUUCUACCACCGCGUCGUGGAGGAAGCUUGUUAAAGGAGAAACUUCCAUCGAGAACUUGGCAACCUUUGGAUCUACUCCA